AUGGUAAUCUUAGACGAGAAAUCUUGUGAUAAAGGAAGUUAUGAGAGUUAUAAAAUCAUCCAGAAGAUCUCAAGAGCUCAUGAACGAGCAGUCAUAGGCGUUGCUUAUGUACAGGACACUGAUUCUCAGCAAGAGUACUUAGUGACGUGUGCGCAGGAAUCAUUGAAAAUAUGGCUUGUUGAUGCUAAUGAUCCAGGAUUGCUAAUUGAAAAGUUGGAGAUUAAAGAGUGGAGAAGUGGUGUACAAGAUUUUGAUGUAACUUCUGAUGGAAAAAUGAUAGCAGUGGUUGGCACUGAUUCUACGAUACAUAUUUACAAGUUAUCUUUCUCUGAUUACUCUCAUACCUCAGAAACAUUCUAUGAAGGAUUUAUGCAGCAAUGGUUUGUUAAAAUAGCACCUAAAGCGACUCAUUUAGUAACAGUGAAUUUUUCUGGACUUAUAAUGGUAGUUUCAACUAGUGGUAAAGUUCAGGGAAGCUUUAAUUUCAAUGAAGCGCGACAAAUCUCCUCCUUGACAUAUAGUCCAGAUGGUCAAAGUAUUGCUAUAGCUACCAAUGAAGGAAUUGUCACUAUAGUCAGUGUUGCAACUCUCGAGACGCGUUUCUACUUUGAAGGCUCGCACGCAAUCAAAGUCAGAGCAGUAUGUUUCUCGCCAACAUCAGAUCAUUUGUUGACUGGUUCGGACGAUAAGAUCGUGAAGCUUCACAUGAUUAGUGCAAACAAAGCGCAGUUGGUAAGGAGUUUUUGUGGACACAGAAGCUGUGUUACAAUGGUUAAAUAUCACUCUCAGGAUCCAAAAAUGUAUAUUUACUGUUAUCUAGAAAUUAUUAUUUUGUUUGCUAGUUCGUCAAAUGAUGGCUGCGUGAUUGUGUGGAGCACCACGCAACAUCACCCUCUUCAUAUUUUUCAGGGAGAUCAUGAAGGAGUGGUUAGUUUCACAAUAAAUUAA
Molecule: messenger RNA, 948 nt
Organism: Thelazia callipaeda (thelaziosis nematode)
Lineage: Eukaryota; Metazoa; Nematoda; Chromadorea; Rhabditida; Thelaziidae
Source: the annotation of a GenBank genome assembly